This is a messenger RNA of Pteropus alecto (black flying fox), 894 nucleotides long. Its product is annotated as transmembrane epididymal protein 1A-like. The transcript has a single exon. Lineage: Eukaryota; Metazoa; Chordata; Mammalia; Chiroptera; Pteropodidae. The record is from RefSeq and is a predicted model, not a curated record. The coding region runs from base 1 to 894 and encodes 297 amino acids.
AUGGGAACCCUCAAGGGACACCUGCUGCCAGGGAUGUUCUUCCUCUUCUUCUCACUCUACUACUCGGUGCUGACGUCCUUGGCCCUGCUACGAAGACAGAGGUUCUGCAAGCCCCCUCUGCCCCCAAGGGAGAAGCGAGGACACAGGUGGUGGCAGCUGGUACCUGUGGAAGGGGUGGUGAAAGUUGUCAUCACCCUGAUUGGCAUCAUUCCUGAGUUCUUCUACCCACCAGGAGUCAACCGGCUGAAGAUGAUAGACUGGGAGGACCCUCAGCGUCCGUUUCUGUUCCAAAACAACUGGCAGCAUGUCACUAUGUAUGGGUUCUUUCUGCUCAGUGGUGUGGUGGACAUUGUGAGCCAGUCAUGCCAGGCACGGCAGAAUAUAAAGCUGGAGCGAGCAGCUGAGGCCCUGGCCUUCUGUGUGCUGGCACUGCUGAUGGUAGCCCACAUUGAGAACAAGAGCACCUUGGAGAUUCGUGUGCAUAUCCUGUUCAUAGUUCCUACCUUCCUGGUCAGCCUGGCGCUCGCAAUCGAAGUCUGGGUCCCUGAUCAGCCCCAACUCUGGGUGCUCAAGUGUUGGAUGGGGCUGGUGCUCAGCAAUUGGCUGCUGCAGCUCUGCGUGGUGAUGUAUGUUCCUCCCUCUGGGCAGCCCUGGAAAGGAGAAAACCCCGCGGACCUCGCCUUCCUCUCCAUCUUCUUCUGCUGGCACCUGGGCUUAGGGGCUGCCAUACUGGCCACCAUUUAUGGCAUUUGCAGCCUAUGGCAUCAUCACUACUCUUCCUGGAAAGAGUCCUCAGGUGCCAGUUACCACCUGUGCCCCACAGGAUACAGCAGUGAAGAGUUCGAGAAACUCGGGGCAGGGGCAGAGGCAGAGCUGCAGGAUGGGGGUGUCUAG